Oryza sativa Japonica Group (Japanese rice) is the source of this 1994-nucleotide messenger RNA. RefSeq names its product septum-promoting GTP-binding protein 1. Gene Ontology annotation, molecular function: GTP binding; GTPase activity. The record is from RefSeq and is a predicted model, not a curated record. NCBI's taxonomy places the organism in Eukaryota, Viridiplantae, Streptophyta, Magnoliopsida, Poales, Poaceae.
CAGCGAAAAGAAGAAGCGCACGUAAGAAUCGGCAGGGUCAAAGCUAGUUUCUCAAAAAAAAAAAGAUAAUAAGAAUAAUAUAAUAAGAAAAUAAAAAGAAAAAAAAUCCCCAUGGAGACGAAACGUGGACAAAAAUCGCAGCCGUCACGUCCAUCUCCGCAAGACCGCGGCGCCAAACGGGUCAACCACCCACCUCUCUUCUCCUCAUCCCCAUCCCAUUCCCAUUUCUCUCGCGCGCACGGCGCCGCGCGCGACGCGAGACGCGACGCAAGCCAUCACCAACACAAAAACAUGGCGUCCACCACCUCCUCGCCCACGCGCGCACCCUCCUCCUACCCGUAAACGACACCCACACCGACCCGCCUCCGCCUGCGCGGCGAGAAAACCCAAGAACCCCCCACGUAGGCAAGACGAGGAGAAAGAGGAUUGCAAGACGCUGUCCAUCGAAGCAUGCCAUCCAUGGCGCCUCCUCGGCUAUAACCAGGCGAGAGAGAGAGAGACGAGACGAGACAGCCAAGAACACGCGCGUGCGCGCGUGCGUGAUUCUUAGUUUAGCGCCUUCCCCCCCGCGGCCGAUAAUAACACGGUGGUGGGGGAGGUGUUCGUCCGUGGCGCGUUCUUUUGUCCCAGGCGUGCAUGGCCGAGACGCCAUGACGACGACGACGGCGACGAACACGGCGACGAACACGGCGGCAGCCAUGGAGGUGACCAAGGCGGUCACGCAGCUCUGCGCGCAGGGUGGGGGCGGCGGCGGGAGGAGGAGGGGGAGGGGCAGGCCGGCCGUGCUGCGGCUCGACCUCCGCUGGGGCCGCCUGCUCCGCCUCGCCGUCAUCAGCAGGGUCGUCCGCCUCGUCUGGGACCAGCUCCUCGCCUGCUCCUCCUGCGCCGGCGGCGGCGGCGGCCGCUACCGCAGGCUCGGCCCGCCGCCGCAGGGCGUCGCCGCCGGUGCCGUCCUCUCCCCGCUCCCCAGGGACGCCGACGACGACGCUGCCGCCGCCGACCGCGACGCGGCCGAUGUCGAGGACGUCGUCAGCCUCAAGGUCAGCCUGCUCGGCGAUUGCCAGAUCGGCAAGACCAGCUUCAUGGUUAAGUAUGUUGGGGACGACGAGGAGCAGAACGGCUUGCAGAUGACGGGCCUGAAUCUGAUGGACAAGACCUUGGCAGUUCGGGGAGCUCGAAUUGCCUUCAGCAUUUGGGAUGUGGCAGGAGACAGCCAGUUCCUCGACCACGUCCCGAUCGCGUGUAAGGACGCCGUGGCGAUCUUGUACAUGUUCGAUCUCACGAGCCGGUGCACGCUUACUAAUGUUAUAGAUUGGUAUGAGAGGGCAAGGAAAUGGAAUAAGACGGCUAUUCCAAUCCUAAUUGGGACGAAGUUUGAUGACUUCGCUCAGCUUCCUCUUGAGAUGCAAUGGACCAUCGUUAACGAGGCCAGGGCAUACGCGAGAGCGAUGAAGGCGACCCUCUUCUUCUCCAGCUCGACGCACAACAUCAACGUGAACAAGAUCUUCAAGUUCAUCACGGCCAAGCUCUUCAACCUGCCGUGGACGGUGGAGCGCAACCUCACCGUCGGCGAGCCCAUCAUAGACUUCUGAAGACUCUACACCCUUACACUGACAAAAUGCUAGGCAAAAAAACGUACACGAGCCCUUCCUUCCCUCCCCUUCGUCGUCUUCCUCCUGACCUUUCUCUCCCGGUAAUGGAGGCCGGCCAUGGCCAUGGCUGAGCAGAACUGAGCUCUUGCAUGUACAUAUAGGUGAAAGAAAAAAGAAAAAAAAAAGAAAGAAAAAGGAUCAAGUUGAGUUCGUCGUUGUCGAGGUGUUAUCCCUUCCCUUGUGCAGUGCAGGCAAGGGCAGAAGAGGAAACCGUGAGAUGUUGUCUGUAACCCUCGUCACAGUGUAUAGUAGAGUAGGAGUUUAACCGAUCCAUGUAAUAUAAUCCUCACCGUUUUUUUAACACCAGUUUUAGAUAUGGGUACUCAUCGAACCAUUCGAUCA